CUUGAAGCUAAAAGUAGAGAACAUACAAACAGCCUCCUUUUACCGUUCAUCUUCAAAACCUACAUAUGACAUGAAUUGUCGACGAGUUGCAGCAGCUGCUUGUGUGGGAUGUUUGUUAAUGCCAAGCGUUAUUUUGCAGGCGGUAGGAUUUUUCUCUCCAUAUUGGGUUAAGCAGGAUUCGACAAGCAAUUGCUUCAGGGGAGUCUAUUCCACUGUGAAUUGUGAUGACACCAUUGAAGGACUAGGUGACACCAUUUUAGGACUUGAGGCUACUGGUCUAUUCCUUAUGGCUCUUACAGUACUUGUCAGCAUGUGUAGCAUUUGCUGCAUGGAGGGCGAAUUAGAACAUAAUGGGAAUGAAAAGAAAUGCUGUGUAAAAUUUGGAAUCUGUUUGACAAUGCUUUAUUUUGUUGCAGGAUUCAUUGGCUUCCUAGGAUCUGCUUUUGUUUUUGAUGGUUAUAACGACAAUGAUAAAGGUUGGGGACUCUAUGUCAGUAUGGCGGGAUCUGGUUAUGUGGUGCUAAUCUUUAUAAGAGUAUGUAAAAAGAAGGAAAUUGAUGCAUCUACGUCUGCCCUACUUAACUGAACCUAAAACUGAGUCUAUAUUCGAGUUCAAUUGUUAUGCUAAAUAGCUUUACGAUUUGAUUGUUCCUUGAUUAUAGUUUUUGCUUGUAUGUGAUAAAAAUAUUUUUACUUAAAAAUGUUUCAAAUUUUAAGAACAUGCCCUGUUGAUUUUCAUAGUACCAUUCUGUAAGUGAAAUUAAAUCGAGAGGAUGAAAAAAGAAAAUAUGUAUGGUUGUUGUUGCAAGAAUGUCGAUUCAAACUCUUAAUUACAACGAAAAAUGUAAAAACAGAAAUACUCAAUAAAUUCGACCAUCUGUUCAUGAAUAACUUAAAUUGUUUUGUUUGUUAGCUAUAAUUAUUUACAUA
This is a messenger RNA of Saccostrea cuccullata (small rock oyster), 930 nucleotides long. RefSeq lists its product as uncharacterized. The coding region runs from base 71 to 586 and encodes 171 amino acids. The transcript is spliced from 3 exons. NCBI's taxonomy places the organism in Eukaryota, Metazoa, Mollusca, Bivalvia, Ostreida, Ostreidae. The record is from RefSeq and is a predicted model, not a curated record.